Molecule: messenger RNA, 6474 nt
Organism: Rana temporaria (common frog)
Lineage: Eukaryota; Metazoa; Chordata; Amphibia; Anura; Ranidae
Gene: SPAG17
Product: sperm associated antigen 17
Exons: 47
Coding region: 1-6396 (2131 amino acids)
Biological process (GO): epithelial cilium movement involved in extracellular fluid movement; axonemal central apparatus assembly
Cellular component (GO): axonemal central apparatus
Source: RefSeq, a predicted model, not a curated record
AUGACUAUAUACGUCGGCACUUUGAAGAGGGAUAUCUUGGAGAAUUGGAAAGCGAGCGUCUCAUUUGUGGUGGAGACCCAGCGGGAGGAUGAAGUGCACACCCGGGCCCUAUCGCAGGCCGUUUUGGCCCCUCAGCGCAAGCUCUUCAGUCUGGUGUCCUGGGAGAAGGUUCUGCAGCAGGUCCAUGAGCUGGGCAAUCCCAAGAUCAAGAAAUCCAAGGACGCCCCCCUGUAUUACGAGGUCACAGAAGCAGCAAAGACCCUCCUGGACAGCGGAGAGAACUUACCUCUUCCCCUCAUCGCCAAACUGCUGAAGUUCCAAUUCCUGACCAUCAAACAGAGAGACCUGCAGAGGAGGGAGGCGGAGCAGAAGUCUGCGGAGGACAAACCCAAGCAGAAGGCGGGGAAGGGUGCCAAGGCUAAGCCAUCCAGUGCCAAGCGUUCAGCCAAAGGAAAAGGCAAAGGAAAGGUCCCCGAGACUCCUCCCCCUGUGAAGAAAGAGACCACCCUGAUACGGCGGGGGGAGGAGGAGGACGCCAAAGCUUAUAUAGAUGAUGAGCCAGACGACGGAGUCCAGCACUAUAUCAUCGUACUCGGAGUCUACCAACCACAGAUCCUCGUCCUGCUGGCCAAUCUGGGCGUCCAUGUGUCCAGCGUCAUCAGGGUGUCGUCCCAGAACUACACCAGCCUGCCAGCGGAUCCGGCACAGGAGGAGGCGGAGCCAGAAGCUUUAGAGGCCGAGACAAAGAGGAGAAUGUCUGUCACCAAAUCCCUGGAAGUGUUCUGGAAGUACCUGGAACCAAUCCUGGAAAGUGGGAAGAGCGGAUCACCGUUAUCUCAAAUCGCACGACUGCAACACCUGGUGAAAGAGAACGUCCAACCCACAGACUGGACCAAUACCGAGGAGCAGAUGAAAUAUUCCUCGGCGGUGUUUGAGAGCGUCGCCUGUCUGAUGUACGAUUGCCUGGACUGGAGGAGACAACACCAGCAGUACCUGGAUAAUAUGCAGAUCAUCCGCGUCCCGGCCGUGCAGAAGGAGAAGGCUGCGGAGAGACCGCCCUCCGUGCCAGAGGUUCCGGCUGCAGCGAUACCAUCCAGUCCGACAGGGAAAAGGAAAGGACAAGCGGAUGAGGUUCAUGCGGCAUCCGCGCCGACAACCCCGACACAGCUGGAGGCGGAGAGCCCUGUACUGACGGCGGAUGUGGAUAUGAGAUUCUAUAAUGACCUUCUAUGUGACAUCCCCGAGGAACUCCUGACUGUCCCAGUUAUAAUGUACGGCAUGCUGGAGCAGGUUGUUGCAGCAGAGAUUGAUCUGGUACCGCCAAGUGAGAUGAUACCGGAUCCCCGAGCGGAUGGCCUGGACCCCACCAUCGCUGACCACCUGGUCUCCAUCCUCCAUUCUCUGUCCCUCUCGGAAAAGGAGAAGAAGAAUCUACACAACACCCUCAUUGGACAAGAGCAGGGUGAGAAAACAGCGCCAUCUACAGGACCUCACCUGCUCCACUUCCACGACAAGACCAAGGAGAGGACCUACCAGGUGCAGCUCCCAAACACUCUGAGCCCCAACACAGUGGAGGAAACGAUGCUGAGAAAACUCCCGAUAGCCGAACUCCUCCAGUUCCAGCAACCGACCCCCGAGAUCAACUCCCGAAGGCUGGCGCAGAUCCACGAGCUCAUGCACUACUGUAACACGGAUCCGCCAUCCUGGGACGUCGUGACGCGGGCAUUUAAGCUCCUGACGUUGGAGAGUGUGGCGCUGAGCGGCUUCGAUGAGUUUGGGGAGCUGGAAAGCCCCGGGAAGAUGUUGGGGGGCGGCGGUCACAUUCCCUGGGACGAUCCGGCGGCGUUUGCACGAGAAAUUCACCGAAUAUCCAGCGUCAGGAAGAUGUAUGAGAAGGCGAAUCCUGCGGAGGGAGACGGAGUACAAGAUGUGAAGUCAGCGGAGGCAGCGGAUGGCGGAGGACGGGAGACCCUGCAGACCGACCUCGCCGACAUUCAGAGGACUCGGAGGAGAUGUCUCAGUGAUUGGUGCUACUCAGAGCACUUGGACCCAACGCUCCUCAUCCAGGUCUUGCAGGAAGCGGCGGAGUCCUACAGAUGUAUAGAUUCCUAUUAUCAUACCCAGGACGACUCCUUACUCCUCGUCCUCCACAACCCCAUGAACCCGUACCGCCAGAGCCAGGAAUCCUGGGACAUAGCGCUCCAUUCCAACGUCAGCUUCAGAAACUAUCUGGAGUUGGUGGCCGACUCCAUCUCAAACUGGGUGCAGGAGGAGGAGGUGAAGUAUCGGGAGAGGCUGGAGAGGGAGAUGGAGGCUUUGAAACGGGCUCAGGCUACACCGGACAGCGGAGCCACCUCCAGGGGCGUCUCGCCCGGCAAGAAGAAGGCCAAAAAGUCCUCCUCGCCCAAAAAAUCGAAAAGUCCCAAGGGCAGCAGGUCCAGACCUGGAAGUCAUGAAGAAGUGCCAACCACAGACCCAGCUAACGCCUUCAUCCGGGAGGACUCCCUAAAAGCUUGGAAGAUUGAACAAGAUCGCCUUAUGGAAGAGGAACGUCUAAAACAGGAGAAGAAAAAUGCGAAAGGCCGUAAACCGAGCCCUAAGAAGAAGCCGGCGAGCAGAGAACGCUCCGUCUCCCGGGGUAGUAAAGGGUCUCCCACCAGCCCCAGGAAAGGUGCUAAAGAAAAGAGCCAGAAUGAGGAGGUGAAGACGCCAGAGCCUGGGCCUGACCCCGUUGAAGCUCCACCAGCUCCUCCUGAAAAAAAAUUCAAGUUUAGCGGCUACGACAUGGGAGACAAUAUAAUCCUGGUCUCCGGAGGCUGCCGAUGCCUAUACCCGACAGACGGGGGGCAGAUCCAGGUGGAACACACUCAGUUUGAGAAAGGCUCCACCUUUGUAAAAGUGAAACUACUGAAAGAUGGACACACGUUCCUGGUUCACAUUAUAAACCCGAAGACAAUUACCCCUGAUAAACAAGAUGGCGCUACACCGGCGGACCAGAGUGGAAAGCCCGCCUCCAAGGUGAGAAGCGUCAGUGAAUUUGGAUCAUUCUCCGCCACCCUGCAGAGCGGGAUACAGUUGUCUCUGAGCCACUAUGGCGCCUCCGGGAGAGGAGCAGAGGAGAAGGAUCCAGAGCUGGAGGCCAUGUUGACCUUUCCAUCUGUUCACACUCCCAGCAUCACCCCCACUCCACCUGCCCAUCCUCCUCCGCCCAUCCCCUCUGGCAAGGGACGAAAAUCCCCCCGCAAUAAAUCGCCAAGAGCCGCCCGAGUGAAGACGCCACAGGCCCCAGCCGCGGAGGAGAAACCCCAAACACCAGAGGUGGAGCCUGUUAAGCUUCCGGUGACUCCACCCCCUAAACCUACACCUACUGGCCCCGCCUUCCAGAGCCUGAAUGUCUCCUACCCCAAUGGUCUUCUCCUGGCUUUCCAGAGAGAUGAUGCAGAAGGUGUGACAGCCAAAGAUGUUGCUACAGCUCAACGCCUACUUGUUCGGCUAACUUACCCCGUAAGAGUGAGGAACGCCCAGCUGUACAGAGGGAACAAGAACCCCGAAAUCUCUGAGAUGAGCCGUGUCAUUACACCAGAGGGCGCUGUAGUGAAAUGUAUGCUGGACGGCUCCACAAAGGUUCUGUUUCCUGAUGGAUCUGUGAGCAGAAGUCCAGAUUCAGGUCCCAUCACUGCUCUGUGUCGUCCUGCACCACUCCCUGCAGAAGAGCACAAUGCCCCUGAAGUCGAUUCCCAGUCAGCGCCGCCUUCUGCUGGAUCUACACCCGAAUCCAAGGACCAGAAAUCAGAGUCUGUCCCCGACAACAAAAAAGGGAAAGGUGGGCAAAAGUUGGUGCCGCCAACACCGAAGACAGAGCCACUGGAGGCUCCUCCCCCUGAGCCGCUGCCAGCCACUCCCCCAGUUGCAGCAGUACAGCCCGGAACCUGGAUCACCAUCAUCCCAUCCGGGGAACAAAUAGGAACUCGGGGCUCUGAGAGGCUGGACCUGAGACCUCUGCAGACUUUCAAAGCUACAGACCCUGUGAACGGGACAGUGGUGACGACUCGAGAAGACAAGGUGGUGACGGUGGUGAGCACAGAUGGGACCACGGUUGUGGAACACGCAGACGGGACAAGAAUCACCACCUUCUACCAGAACGUGGACGUCCCUCUCCCUGGAGAACACGAAGAAACCGGGGAGGUACCACAGAACAUCACAAAGAAAGUGAAGUUCAUUCGGGUGGAAAAGUCAGAAUUCGUCACCGUCAUUCUGAACUGUGAAGAACACACCUACUACGCUGUAUCUGGUGAUGGCACCGAGAUCCUGGCAAAGCCGCAGGCAGAAUAUCAGGUGUUUCCACCGAACUCCGGCUCUCUGUCUAUAAACCGCGAGGGACGUGUCCUCUACUCCCCGCGGAUGGGUCCCUCUCUACAGGCUCCCCCCAAAGCUGAGGCUCUCCCCCCAGCCAGUUACAUCCUGUCUCACACACAGAACGUUCUCUGCGAGGUGAUGGACCCAGAAGGGAACCUAUUCCAGGUGAUGGUGGAUGGCAGUACAUCAGUGGUUAUUGCUGGAGGGGAAGCCGGAGAGGAGGAGGAGGAGUCAGAGAAGAUUGAUCGCCCACCAGCUACGUUACCGCAGAUUCAACCGGAGAUGUACGACUUGCAUACACCCAGGUUCUUCAUUAUCAACGCAGAUGGCUCAGGCAGUGAACUUCUUCGGAACCGGGAAGUGGAGAAUUAUCUGGCCUCCUGUUAUUGUGACUUGGCUACAGCUGUCCUGAGAGAGCCCACCCAGGAGGUGCCAGGUGUCCAGACCAUCACAGUCCUUCAGCCGUUCUCACGGACCUCCCCGUGGAUGAUGAAGAAAGAGUUAAACAACAUUGUACCCCCGAACCUCCUCUCCAGAAAGUGGGACACCUUCCCCUCCUCUGAGCGGAAGACUCCCGGGCCUCCACUAGGGAUUGGCGUAUGGAAAGGCCUCCGUAUCGGUGACAGAGAGGUGACAAGAGUUCAGCCACCAAUACUCAAGUGCCCCGAUGUCCUGAGGAUACGUCAGCUCCGUCAGUAUGAACCCAUCAACGCGGAGGUGCGGGAAAGGCUGGAGCUGUCACUGAAGCGGUACAUCGAUAAAGUUCUGAAGCAGGAAAAAGACUUACAGGAACUAAAUAUAAAGGAGCCCAGGACAGAAGAGGAAAAGGGCAAAGCUGCUGAUCUACUCAUGUUGGUCUUGUCACUGCCGGAGUCCCGGGAACCCCCACCGACUCCCAGCCUGGAGCUCAUUCAUGGAGAUAUCACCAGUCUGUAUGAGAACGCUGUGUCUCCUUCACCACCCCCACCCCCGCCGAUGGCCAAACCACAGCGGAGCGUGCAGGACUGGGAUGAACUCAGGCUGGAGAUCCAGGAAAAGGAGGAUAACCUGUCCGCUAUGAGGAACAGAGACAUCCCUCCAUACUUCCAGUCCGAGAUGGCUCAGCAGUUCCUCCAGAACCAGUCUCCAGACAUGGACGCCCUGUCCAACCAACUGCCCCCGUCUUCUACCGCCUGGGAGGAGGAUGAGGAUACGGAGGAGGAGCUGGCGCUCAGUGUCGAGGAGGAGGAGUCAGGCUCUAAACUGGACGGUGAGGAAAGACUGGCGGAGUGCAAGGAUGGAGAACGAGCCGCGGUGCUAAGCACAUCACCAGAUCAGGAGACAGACGGGGUGAACUUUGUCUGGCCAGAGAUGAUCCCGCCUCCGACGUAUCCCCCACCCAGCCGAAACCUGAAUACGGAUGUGACGGGGCGCCCCCGGAGGGAGAAAGUGAGACUACCCGCGUCCAUCCUCAGCGGGAAACCGGCAUCUGUACUGAAUACCAAGUUUGCAGUGGUGGAAGAUCCAGUGAGACGCGCAGUGCGCACUUCCUCCACCUCGCCUUCAAACAGCGCUGCGAAACGCGUCCCGCGAGGAUUCCACCUCACCCCGGCGGUGGCGCUUUUCGGGGUGCUCAGAGAGGGGCACACGUACGCCCUGACAGUGAUAAUGAAGAAUGUCGGAGUAGACUUCUGCAGGUUCCGGGUGAAGUCUCCACCCCCCAGCAGUGGCCUGAGAGUCACCUACACCCCCGGGCCGGUGGCGGCGGGAAUGCAGACCAGGCUGGAAGUAGAAUUGUUUGCUAUGGCCAUCGGAUUGGAAGGUCCGGAGGGGGCCGCUGAAUGUUCACAUUGUAUCGAGAUCCAGAGUGAGGUGGAGACCCUCUUCCUACCGGUCACUGCAACAGUCCUCACAGAGGGCGUGUACGAGAGCCGCAUGGAGGGUGCAGAAAACAGAGAUUUGGGGUCGGGAGUGAAGCUGAUCAGUAGCAGCCUCCAGUCCAGACUGGAACUUCUCAGACCAAGGAAAAUGACAGAAACAGGUCGAUCUUCAGGACUCUGAUUCACAUUUAUUACCACCAUAGAAAUUUCUAAAAUCUAUUUUGCUACCUUGUAAUAUUUAAAUAAAGUUUAAGAAUUA